AUGAACAGAGCUCUCUCAUUGGUUGCUAGAAAGUCCCAAAACAUUUCACUCCACGUGAACAAGAAUGGCAUGGCUCUCAUGACCUUGCAAUUCAACUCUCCUUUGGCUCAACAAAGAUUCUUACAAACACUCAGAAAGAGAAACAAUCCAGGAUUCAUGGAUACCGUUUCAGGAAUGUAUGAAAGUCCAGAAUUCAAACUUGACUGUAAACCAUUCGAAUUCCGUGAAGGUGAACCAUUCUUCCUCCUCAAUUAUUUGGGUGUCAUUAUUGUCGCUUCUACCAUUGCUUUUGCUUUCAUGUUGUGUUUCAGUAGUUUGAUGAGAUAUACUUUGGUCGAUGUUGCUGUUGUUGUGAAGAGAACUAAUCCUCAUCCAUUCUUGAAUAUUAAGAACGGAGCUGAUUUGCAAGCAACUUUAAAUCCACUUUAUGUUCCAUGUCAACCAUUCACUCACUCCACUGACUUGAAGCAAAUGUUCUACAAUGAAUUGAAUAGAGCUAAGGAUAAUACUUUGUAA
Messenger RNA from Naegleria lovaniensis, 516 nucleotides. RefSeq lists its product as uncharacterized. Bases 1 to 516 code for a protein of 171 amino acids. Lineage: Eukaryota; Heterolobosea; Eutetramitea; Acrasida; Naegleriidae. The record is from RefSeq and is a predicted model, not a curated record. The transcript has 2 exons.